AUGAGUAUCCUUUGCUGCGGCUGUGGCAAGAGACGCCAUAACUACGAGUUUUCUUCAAAGGAGAUCGCUAAGGGCACAGGUGCGGCACGAUGUGAUAAGUGCAGAGGCAGGCAUCCUACUCGCGGUGGUGGUGGUGGUGGUGGUGGCGGCGGCGGCGGAGGACAGAAAACCACCUCUGGCCGAUACAACGGCUCGGGCAACGCCGAGUUUGCGGAACAUGACCUCGAGCACCCCUUCGGCGAGGGAAGCUUCCGCUACGUGUCCAAAGGCCGAUAUACCAGUGGUCCCCGCAAGGGUGAGGCCUGCGUCGCCAAGUUUUUCAAGAACAAAGGCGAGCUGGCCGACGAGUUCUUUGCAGACGACAAGAAGGUGGUCACCAGAACCCUCGACAUUAUCCGCAAGUUCAACGACGAGAACAUCAUCAGCCAGAAGAUCAAGGUCAACGUCCCUGAGAUGGCCCAAUUUGGCGAGGGUUCCGGUCGGCCCGGCACCAAGUUUCAGGUGGAGCCAUUCAUUGACAAGUACCAGAAGUGGAACAGCAACAGCGGGUGGAACGACUCCAAGACCAGGACGGCCCGUAAGAUGCAGGCACUGAGCCACUUCUCGUACCACGACAGCGGCGGCCGCUAUCUCCUGUGUGAUGUGCAGGGGGGCGACCACGGCGACCGCAUCGUGUUGACCGACCCGGUCAUCAUCUCCAAAAGUCACGGCUACGGCGUCACCGACCUCGGCCCCGGGGGCAUGCGUACCUUCUUCCACAAACACAAGUGCAACGAGUACUGCGGCAAAAAUUGGUCCACCCCCAGCGAACCCGCUGCGCGCUACCCCAUCGUCCUAGGCACCACUAUGCUGCCACGGCGGGCAAUCCUGGCAACACUGGGCCGUACGCUGGAGGCGGCGGAGGCAACGGCGGCUACGGAGGCAACGGCGGCAUUCGCCAAGGCUACCAGUACCCUAUAG
This is a messenger RNA of Lasiosphaeria miniovina, 960 nucleotides long. Its product is annotated as kinase-like domain-containing protein. Bases 1 to 960 code for a protein of 319 amino acids. The record is from RefSeq and is a predicted model, not a curated record. Gene Ontology annotation, molecular function: ATP binding; protein serine/threonine kinase activity. The transcript is spliced from 3 exons. Lineage: Eukaryota; Fungi; Ascomycota; Sordariomycetes; Sordariales; Lasiosphaeriaceae. Gene Ontology annotation, biological process: protein phosphorylation.